Lachancea nothofagi CBS 11611 is the source of this 2550-nucleotide messenger RNA. The record is from the annotation of a GenBank genome assembly. NCBI's taxonomy places the organism in Eukaryota, Fungi, Ascomycota, Saccharomycetes, Saccharomycetales, Saccharomycetaceae.
AUGAAAUUGCUCAAGUAUCCGAGGGUUUUGAAUGACGGUAAAGUGAGUGGGUGCUGCUUGGUGGGUGAGCACUUGCUUGUAGCUGGUUUGUACUCGAUAGGGUGUUUUUCGAGUGAGCAGUUGGUGAAUUGUGCUUUAGGUAAAGAGUCUGCCAAAGAAGUCCAGGAACUAUUUAUGAUGCGAUGCUUUACAGAUUCAGAUAAUCAGGUUUAUGAUGUAUUUGGAUCGGCAAAUCGCUUGUUUGCCGUUACCGACCGCAUGGUUCUAUAUGCAGACGAGUGGUUAGAAAAACGUGCAACAGUCGAGUUUCUGAAAUUUUGGCAAGUUGAAGCGCCAGCAUGUAUCACAGAUGCCAAAUUUGACUGCAACUUGAAUCUCGUAUUCAUACUUGUGAAUAAGUCUUCCAGCGAGAAUUCGGUGGUAAUUUGUAACUCUCAAACGACGCAGAAACUGGGUGAGAUUCCAUUAGGCCAAUCGAAGCCCUUGACAGCUAUUAUGGAUCCCAACUCGCAAAUUUUCACCGUAAUUUGCGCCGAUCGCAACAUAUCGCUAUUUCAGUACACCGAUACUGGCAACUACAAGCUACUACACAAGCUCAAUCACUACGUUCAAGUGGACCCUUUGCGUUACAAAAUUACUAUGUCUCCUCAAGCUGACAGGCUACCCAUAUUGAAUUCCAUGAGCUCGUCUUCUACUCCAGCGAUUCUACUUUUGGAUCGUCAACACAAUUUUAAGAUUGAUUCUACGCUUGUGGGUCACUUUGACAAAUGCCAGAUCCUCAAGUAUUCGCCCAAGAUCUAUCGAAAAACUCAGAAGUCUGGUUCUAAAGUGACUUACAACUUAGCCGCGACGGCGGGUUUUGACACAGGCUCUAUAGUAAUAUGGAAUACGAAAAGGCUGAAACCUUUACUCAAUACUAAAUGUACGCAAGACUCCUAUAUUACAGAUCUCCAGUGGGCAGCCGAUGGGUUAUCUCUUUUUGCCUUCACCAACGAUGGUCAGAUGAUGAUUUUCGCAUUCCGGCAGGAGGAACUUGGUGAAUCACUUUCCGAAAGUGAAGUGGAGACUUUUAAAUCCUCGGUAGCACACUUAGACCCUUUGCCACCUGUACCACCUUCCUCUACAAGCUCAACUAUAAAACCGCAAGAUGUACAAGUAGGGUCAAUUGGCACUGUAACAAAGGUGGGGGGGAAAAAAAAAGUAGUCCCUGCGACAAUCCAAAGUGCCUCCAUGGAGUUUAAUACGCCUUCAUACAAUGUUCCCAAAGAUCUUAAGCGAAGACCUAAAGACCCCUUACUGCCAUCAACCAAUAAAAAGCAAAAACAUGAUCUUGAGCCCAUGGACUUUCUCGAUACAACUUUAUUAAUGCCAGGAAUUUCCUUUUCCAAAAUGAGAUUAGCAACACCCAAGGUCCGCCUGAAUUUCACUUGUAUUGCGAGUAAAACUGAGACAUUAGUAAUGACUGUAAAGAAUGGAUCUGGAAAUGAGCAAACACCUAGCGUGAUUACACUCAAGCAAAAGGAAUUCGCUUACGAAAAAACAUUGUUUGAGGACUUUCUUCCGAAGCUCAUCACAAUUUGUACCGCUGGUAAUAACUUUUGGAGUUGUUGCAGCGAAGAUGGCACAAUAUACGUUUACUCAGAUUUGGGUAGAAAGCUACUUCCUCCUCUUAUUAUGGGAGUACCAUGUAGCUUUUUGGAAGCAUGUGGGAAUUUUUUACUAUGUGUUACUUCAGCGGGACAGUUAUAUUGCUGGAACAUAGAAACCUCGAAGCUUCAUUUUCCGCCGAGCUCUGUCUAUCCACUUCUCAGUCCUACUGUGCGGUUUUCGGAUGAUGUGUUAACUAGAGCCGAAAAUAUCACCAUGUUCUCACUAACCAGCAAUGGAGUGCCAAUUGUUACGCUGAGCAAUGGCGAUGGCUAUAUGUUUGAUAAAGAAAUGGAGACCUGGAUGUUAAUAAAUGAUUCAUGGUGGGCUUACGGCUCGCAGUAUUGGGAUACAACAAGAACAACAACAAGCGGGAUAAGCCUAGGUGAAAGCAGUGAUAAGCAUGAGAAGAAAAAUCAGUCGUGGAACUCUGAGGCACAAGGAUUGGCAGAAAGCCUCAAUGACAAUAAGUCAAGUAUUCUAAAUUACUUGGAAAAAAGAACUAAUGAUGAGCUCAACAGGAAAGGAAGAGCACGUAACUUACAGAAAUUCGCCAAGACAAUACUGAUGAAGGAAGGGUAUGAAAAUCUGGAAGAAGUUGUAACACUAUCUCACUUGGAAAAUAAACUGCUAGUAUCGCUUCGCCUUGGUGAAAACGAAGAGUUUAUCAAACUACUUGUAAUUUACAGCAUACGUCUAAGCGAAAUGGGCUACAAAGGUCGCCUAGAAAACGUUCUCCAGUGGCUUUAUAAUGAUGGAGACUAUAAAGAUAUGAUAAUUGCCGCCGUGUCAGCAGAGGAGUUACUAAAAAAGAUACUGGUGGCCUGUGCUGAGAUAAGACAUGUUCAAAGAGUGACGACUAGUUAUGCAUCUGCCAUUGGAUUAAUUAAUGACUCUAUAUAA